Tupaia belangeri chinensis (Chinese tree shrew) is the source of this 4803-nucleotide messenger RNA. It is a transcript of the gene LRIG2, whose product is annotated as leucine rich repeats and immunoglobulin like domains 2. The transcript has 19 exons. NCBI's taxonomy places the organism in Eukaryota, Metazoa, Chordata, Mammalia, Scandentia, Tupaiidae. The coding region runs from base 219 to 3416 and encodes 1065 amino acids. Gene Ontology annotation, molecular function: protein binding. The record is from RefSeq and is a predicted model, not a curated record.
GUUGCGUCGCGGGGCGGGGCGGGCGAGAGGUGUCCGUCGGGCUUCUGCCGUGUGUCCGUCGCCGCCGCCCCCGCCUUCGUGCCGCAUCUACCCCUGGCCAGCUUUUAGAGGGUACAGCGACAGCCAGGGCUUCAGGUGGUCACGCGCUGCCAAACAUCUCCGCCGAGCCGCCUUUUUAGCAGGCGGCUCUUCUGGGCCGAGUCCAGGUCGCGGGGAAAAUGGCGGCGGCGCCCCGGGGCGUUCGGAAGGGGCAGCUGCUAGGGUGUCGGUCCCGACCACUUUCCCGGCUCCUCUUUCUGGCCCAGGCCGUCCUCCUUUUGCUGCCCGCCGCCCAGGCAGGCCUCUGCCCCACGCUCUGCUCCUGCCGCAUUCCUGUGCUGGACUGCAGUCGCAGGAAACUGCCCGCGCCGAGCUGGAGGGUGCUGGAGGCCCCGCUGCCCCCCGACACUGUCAGUCUGGAUUUGAGUCACAAUCGGCUGUCUAACUGGAACAUCAGCUUGGAAUCACAAACGUUACAGGAAGUGAAAAUGAAUUAUAAUGAGCUAACAGAAAUCCCAUAUUUUGGAGAGCCAACAUCUAAUAUUACUAUACUUUCAUUAGUUCAUAAUAUAAUCCCAGAAAUAAAUGCAGAUGCACUCCAACUUUACCCUGCUCUUGAGAGUUUAGACCUCAGUUCAAAUAUAAUAUCAGAAAUCAAGACAUCUUCAUUUCCUCAAAUGCAGCUUAAAUACCUGAAUUUGAGUAAUAACCGGAUAACCACCUUGGAGGCCGGUUGCUUUGAUAAUUUAUCGAGUUCCUUGUUAGUGGUAAAGUUAAACCGGAACCGCAUUAGCCUGAUUCCACCAAAGAUCUUCAAGCUGCCUCACCUCCAGUUCUUGGAACUUAAAAGAAACAGGAUUAAAAUUGUGGAAGGUCUCACGUUCCAAGGACUUGACUCCUUAAGAUCUUUGAAAAUGCAGCGAAAUGGAAUUAGCAAACUUAAGGAUGGAGCAUUUUUUGGCUUGAACAACAUGGAAGAACUAGAACUGGAACACAAUAACCUUACACGAGUCAACAAGGGUUGGCUGUAUGGCUUACGAAUGUUACAACAGCUCUAUGUGAGCCAGAAUGCUAUUGAGCGGAUCAGCCCUGAUGCUUGGGAGUUUUGCCAAAGACUAUCUGAACUUGACUUGUCCUAUAACCAGUUGACCCGCCUGGAUGAAUCUGCCUUUGUGGGUUUGAGUUUACUGGAGAAAUUGAAUUUAGGAGACAACAGAGUUACUCACAUCGCCGAUGGUGUGUUUAGGUAUCUUUCCAGUCUUCAGACUCUAGACUUAAGAAACAAUGAAAUUUCAUGGGCCAUAGAAGACGCUAAUGAGGCCUUUGCUGGACUCACAAGUCUCACCAAACUAAUCCUACAAGGAAACCAGAUUAAGUCAAUUACAAAGAAAGCAUUCAUUGGUCUUGAGUCUCUUGAGCAUCUAGAUUUAAACAACAAUGCUAUAAUGUCUAUCCAGGAAAAUGCUUUUUCUCAGACUCACUUAAAAGAACUGGUUCUGAACACAAGCAGUUUACUCUGUGAUUGCCAUUUGAAAUGGUUACUUCAGUGGCUGGUUGAUAAUAACUUUCAACAUUCCGUGAAUGUCAGCUGUGCACACCCUGCAUGGCUGGCAGGGCAAAGCAUCCUGAGUGUGGAUCUGAAAGAUUUUGUCUGUGAUGAUUUUCUGAAGCCGCAGAUAAGGGCACAUCCUGAAACCACGGUUGCUCUAAGAGGCAUGAAUGUGACUCUGACAUGCACUGCAGUGAGCAGCAGUGAUUCACCCAUGUCCACCAUGUGGCGCAAAGACAGUGAAAUUUUGUAUGAUGUGGAUAUUGAGAAUUUUGUUCGUUAUCGACAACAAGCUGGAGAAGCUCUGGAAUAUACUAGUAUCUUACAUCUUUUCAGUGUAAAUUUUACAGAUGAAGGAAAAUAUCAGUGUAUUGUUACUAAUCACUUUGGUUCUAAUUAUUCUCAGAAGGCCAAACUGACUGUGAAUGAAAUGCCGUCUUUUCUGAAAACUCCAAUGGAUCUAACUAUUCGUACUGGUGCCAUGGCCAGGUUGGAAUGUGCUGCAGAGGGGCACCCUGCACCUCAGAUUUCCUGGCAGAAAGAUGGUGGUACUGACUUUCCUGCAGCUCGAGAAAGACGCAUGCACGUCAUGCCUGAAGAUGAUGUCUUCUUCAUUGCCAACGUGAAAAUAGAAGACAUGGGAAUCUAUAGCUGCAUGGCACAAAAUACAGCAGGAGGCCUCUCAGCAAACGCUUCACUAACAGUGUUAGAGACGCCUUCAUUUAUUAGACCCCUGGAGGACAAGACAGUAACCCGAGGUGAAACAGCGGUAUUACAGUGCAUAGCUGGAGGGAGUCCUGCUCCUCGCCUCAAUUGGACUAAGGAUGAUGGACCGCUGCUUGUGACAGAACGGCACUUCUUUGCUGCAGCCAACCAGCUUCUCAUCAUUGUAGAUGCUGGACUGGAAGAUGCUGGGAAAUAUACCUGCAUUAUGUCUAACACCCUUGGGACAGAGCGUGGCCACAUUUACCUAAAUGUCAUUUCAUCCCCCAAUUGUGACUCUUCCCAGAGUAGCAUUGGGCAUGAAGAUGAUGGCUGGACCACAAUUGGCAUCGUCAUCAUUGUUGUGGUUUGUUGUGUUGUGGGCACCUCUUUGAUCUGGGUCAUUGUUAUUUACCACAUGAGAAGGAAAAAUGAAGACUAUAGUAUCACAAACACAGAGGAGCUCAAUCUGCCUGCAGAUAUUCCCAGCUACUUGUCUUCCCAAGGAACACUGUCUGAGCCACAGGAAGGCUACAGCAACUCUGAAGCAGGCAGUCACCAGCAGCUUAUGCCUCCUGCCAAUGGCUACGUACACAAAGGCACUGACGGUGGCACUGGUACUCGGGUGAUCUGCUCAGAUUGUUAUGACAAUGCCAACAUCUACUCCAGGACUCGAGAGUACUGCCCGUAUACCUAUAUUGCUGAGGAGGAUGUUCUUGAUCAGACACUCUCCAGCCUUAUGGUUCAGAUGCCCAAAGAGACAUAUUUGACACAGCCUCCUCAAGAUGCCAGCGUCCUGGAAAGCCUGAUGUCAUCAGCAGACAGAGAGCUGUCUGCCUUUCCCACCAACCAUGAGAGGAUAAACGAGAAGAAACUUGCCUCCAUACAAAGGAGCAGUGAAACAUCGCCGCGGCCUCUGUGGAACAUAAACAGAGAACUAGGCCUGCCUCACCCUUCUUUUGCCCAGCAGCCAGUCCUUGAGUCACCACAACAUUGUCGAAAUGAGGGCCUAGCAGAGAAGGACCCAGACUGCCCCACUUCCCCCGUGUCCUGCCACAGGUUACAUGAGCACACUUUUGAUUUUAGUAGGACUCAGAACAUUCACGAUAGCAGCGAGGGCACAUGAAACUCACUGCAGGAUGAAAGCGUGGCAGAUACUCAUUACUUAAUUUUGUAUUUACUACCUCAGAGUUCAGAAGAAACCCAAAGUCAGCAUUUAUUUUACUCUUUGUUUACAAUUACAUCUGACCACACCAAAAUGGGGCAGGCAUUUGUUUGAGCUUAUACCUGACGAAGAGAGGGUACUGGCUGACAGAGAUGGGCAAUGGCAAGUGUGCAGCACCAGCGGAGGAAGGUUCGGGGCAAAGUGUGCUUUCUGAUGGUUCCAUGAGCAUGCGCCCAGCUGUGCCGUGCUCUUCAGGAAGAGUCUCAUUGCUGCUCACCAUGCUGGAGUGUCCUCCUCCUCAGAAUGAUCCUGAGGAAACACCAUUCCUUUGAUGUUCUGCUUUGUCUUCCUAAGAGCAGAAAUAACUGGAGUCUUCUGGGAAGUGUACCUGGAUUCUUCAUUGCUUUCCAGUAGUUAGAUGAGACUGGGGCUUUGAUAUUCAAGGUCUUCAGCAAGAAUCCCAGGCUUGAACACUGGUAACAAAUCAAAGGUUUUUGUAUCUUGUGAAUUUGUGUGUGUGCUGUUGCCCAGGGAUCUCAUUGUAAAUACAUGUACAUUUAUAAAUAAUUUUUCUAUGCAUUGACUCUAUGUGUGGACUGUAAUGUAAAUAUUUUUGAUAUGCCAAAAUGAUAUGAUAUCCCAGUAUAAUAUUGACAGCAGCUUCUUAGAUCACAGAUUUUUGGAUAACUUGGUUUAGUGAUAUGUGAAACUGUUUAAAGUUUUAAAAAUGUGUUCGUUAAGAAGUAUAUAGAGGCAGGGUACCUAGUAAUUGCAUACACACAAGUCUUGGUGUAAUUCACUGCCUUAUCAUGCCUAGAGAUUCAUAUAUCUAAUCAUUUGCCAUCUGUUUACAAGUGCCAGGUGAUCCCUUUCUUCAUUAAAAAAGCUGGCUCUUUUAUAGCCUGGGAGACCCAUCACAGUCACAUGCAUGUGGCUAGAGGAAAACCUGUUUGGAGAGUAUUUUCUUUCAGCAAAGUAUUUUAACAAAGAAACCAAAGAUUGCUUGAUUUCUUUCUUUCUUUUGCUUUUAAUCUCUCUUACCAGUGUAAGUGUAUCUUAAAAAGAGAAGAGUGCUCUGGGAGUAGAAGAGUGUAGAGAAAUUUCUGUACUGUAAAGCUUUGGAGUGGUCUUUGUUUUGUACAAGAGAUUAUUUAAACCAAAAAGUUUUCCUGAAUUUCUGAUAGUAAAAGCUUUAUGUAAACAAAGAACUUAACACUAAUGGAAUAUAAUGGACUCAAGUUCUUUGUGCUUUCAGAUUCUUUUAAUACAAGCUGUCCAGUUCUGCCAUUUAAUUGUAAUGUUCUUACUAGAUAAUUUCAAUCACUUGAAGAGAAAUAUCAGUGUCACU